Messenger RNA from Cetraspora pellucida, 287 nucleotides. NCBI's taxonomy places the organism in Eukaryota, Fungi, Glomeromycota, Glomeromycetes, Diversisporales, Gigasporaceae. The record is from the annotation of a GenBank genome assembly.
AAGAUAGUAGUCUUGUAGUUCUUUUAGAUUUUAUUAUUUGUAAGACUACUAAUGCAAAUUAUCUGAAAAUAAAUGUAGAUAUUUUAAAAGCAAAUAAGGCAAAUAAAGCUGAAGCAGAUAAGGCAAAUAAAGCUAAAAUAGAAGAAGCAAAAAAAGCAAAAAAAGCAGAGAAAACAAAGAAAAUAGAAAAAGUAGAAAAAGCAGAAAUAGUUGCAAAUCAACAUGUAUUAUAUGUAAUACAAAUUCAAGAGGUUAGUUUAGAACAGAUUUCUGACAAUGUUUUCUGA